AUGUAUCGUUGGCAGAUAUUCGCGCUACUGCUGCUGUCUAGCGGCGGUGUCAUUAGUUUGACACUGGCCAGCGUGUUUCAAGUGUUUUCUAUACCGUUGGAAACGGUGGACGUUGGUGGUUACUGUGAUCGAUUAGCCGACCAGCUAACGAGUGUGGAUUCCUCGAUCAUAUUGCUACAAGUUGGACGACCAAGUAAGGCAUUCGAAGUUGUAUCCGGCGAUCGAAACACAACCACUGCUUCGAGGUGUGAGUUUUUGCCGAGUGACACGAGAAUUGGUGAGGAUCCCAACGCAUUGGAUCUUAUUGUGCAGCAAAUACAGGACGACGUUAUCGCAGUAAAAAGGCAUCACAUCGUAGAGUAUAUAACCCUUCUCACGGCGGACGGUGAAUAUCUGCUGACCCUUGAGCGUACGGGUGAUUUGGAAGAACCGAUUGGUCUGGAACCAAAGUUUGGUGGCGUUAGUGCGAAAGAGAAGCUACUCCUCUCACUCGUCGGUGGCGGUAGUGGUGGGCGUGUUAAGAGCUUCGAGCAACUUAAAAAACCCUAGUCCUUUUGCGACCUUUCGCAUCAAAGAUGGCAGGUUUUCAAGAAGGCCUUACG
Anopheles maculipalpis is the source of this 602-nucleotide messenger RNA. RefSeq lists its product as uncharacterized. The transcript has 3 exons. Bases 1 to 549 code for a protein of 182 amino acids. NCBI's taxonomy places the organism in Eukaryota, Metazoa, Arthropoda, Insecta, Diptera, Culicidae. The record is from RefSeq and is a predicted model, not a curated record.